Molecule: messenger RNA, 213 nt
Organism: Arabidopsis thaliana (thale cress)
Lineage: Eukaryota; Viridiplantae; Streptophyta; Magnoliopsida; Brassicales; Brassicaceae
Product: Defensin-like (DEFL) family protein
Exons: 2
Coding region: 1-213 (70 amino acids)
Cellular component (GO): extracellular region
Source: RefSeq, marked reviewed
AUGGCUUCUAUUAAGCACUUCUUCCUCGUGUUUAUUUGCGUUAGUGUUCUCUUAACCUCAGGAUUGGCCGACUAUAAAUUUCACGUUUGUGAUCCCAGCUUCGAUGAAAAAGAUUGCGACUUUGAAUGUAAGGAGUUUGGUCAUCCAGGAGGCUAUUGUAGGCCUGAUAGAGUCCAACCACGGAUACGCAUGUGUUACUGCACGGAUCGUUGA